This is a messenger RNA of Colletotrichum tamarilloi, 375 nucleotides long. RefSeq lists its product as uncharacterized. Lineage: Eukaryota; Fungi; Ascomycota; Sordariomycetes; Glomerellales; Glomerellaceae. Bases 1 to 375 code for a protein of 124 amino acids. The transcript has 2 exons. The record is from RefSeq and is a predicted model, not a curated record.
AUGAGAGACCAAACCGCUAAGACCGGCGGGGGCGGGCAAGCCAAAGCCCUAUGUACAAGGCACGCCAGAGGGAGAGGCCGCGUGUUCGUCGCUAUACCGGACCAACGAGACUGGUUCCAACAACGGCGUCCAGCGUACCAAGCUUGUUGCUCCCAGCCCACUUUGGGGCCGCGCCGGUGGAGGUCUGGAGACGAGCCUGAAGACUGGAGAAAGCGAGAGAGACUCAAGCUUCCAAGAGACGAUUCCCCAUCUUCUUCUCCCACCUCCUCGUUUACCCCCAGAGCCCAAAAUGUGCCGCGCCAACACCCCCGCCCUCUUCGCUACUUCGUACGGAGUACAGCUGCCACACCACGCUAUCUUCGGCCGACGUCCUAA